AUGGCGGCCUCGAACCGAAGCCCCGCCGCCUGCUACACUGUGGAAGCAAGGAAUCCCAAUGAGAUAUGGAAAGCUGAUGCCGUCAUUGACAAUCACACCCCGGUUCUGGCUAUCCAAAUCUCCUUCUGCAUCUUCAUUACUAACCUUUUCUACGCCAUCCUUAGACCCCUUCGUCAACCUCGUAUUGUCGCCGAGAUUCUUGCUGGGUUGGCUCUGAGCCUUCUGGUUGCGGUGAAUGACAAUUUAGUGGACAUAUUUUUGCCUGCCAAAGGAAUUCUAAAUUUUGAAACAUACGCAAAUUUGGGGAUCAUGGGCUACGCCUUCAUUAGUGGAUUGGAAAUGAAUUUCGAUACCAUCUUACAAGUGGGAAAGAAUGACACAGGUAUUGCCCUUCUCGGUAUCAUCAUUCCGAUGGCAAUGGGAAUGGGCUUCUUUGCUGUGAUACAGCGAGUUUACGAAAAGCCUCUUGAAGAAAAUAACGGCAUAUAUGUAGGAAAAGAAUACCUAUUUUGGUGUUUAGCUUUGCCUGUCACGAGUUUUCCUCUGCUUGCUCGAACCCUCACUGAUCUCAAGCUUCUUUAUACCAGGCUAGGCAAGGCUACCCUAAGAGCAGCCGUGUUUAGCGACACUUAUGGUUGGGUUCUUUUUAUAGCAUUAAUUCCAUUUUCCAGCGACAGUGCAGUGGGAGCAAUCUUGUCGGUGUUGGGUACAGUGAUGUUCAUCCUUUUCUGCAUCUUCGUGCUGCGUCCUCUCAUUACAAAAUACAUUGAUCAAAACGCCUACCGCCAGGAUACGACGCAGAAUAAUUCUCCGUUGGCUUUUCUGAUCAUGGGCGCUUUUGUUUGCUCAUAUAUUACAGAUUUGCUCGGCACACACGCCAUCGUUGGGUCAUUCGUGUAUGGACUAAUCUUACCUCAUGGCAAAUUCUCUGACUCGGUGAUGGGAAUGAUAGACAAGUUUACUUCUGGAGCCAUAUCGCCCCUCUUCUUCUUCAGUGUCGGCUUGACCAUGAACUUGACGGUACUUGCACAUCAGAAAUACUGGCCCUUGAUGGUCUUAUUUAUCCUAUUGUUGUCCACUCUAAAAGUUCUAAGCACUUUCAUUGCCACCUUCUUCUUUAAAUUACCCACCCGAGACAGUAUGGGUAUGGGACUGCUUCUCAACUCCAAAGGGGCCUUAGCUCUGAUAAUACUAAACAUAGCUUUUGCCAGAAAGGUUUUGUCUGUGGUGCCCUUUACCAUUAUGGCGUGCGCGGUUAUACUGAUGACUAUCAUGGCGCCUCUUUGCGUUAACUCCAUAUACAAACCAAGAAAAAGAUUCGAGAAUUUCAGGCUAAGGACUAUCGAAAUGCUAAGGAAUAACGCGGAGCUUCGAAUUCUAAGCUGCGUCCACAAUGUUCACCAAGCUACUUGCAUGGUCAACCUCCUUAAAGCGUUCAAUGCGAACAGAAUUUCUCCUUUGCGUGUGUUUGGAGUCCACCUCAUUGAACACACUGGAGGUGCAGCUGCGGCCACUGCUCUUUUGGCCAAUCACAUGGAGCAACCAAUCCAUUCUAAAUCACAAGAGUUAACACUUUCACAGCCAAAUUUACAGAACAUUGCCAAUAUCUUCAACACCCUCCGAGAGGAAGAUAACACUAUCAGAGUCGAUAACCUGCAUGCCGUGUCUGCUUAUGACACCAUUUACAAGGAUAUACACAGCGUUGCGGAGCAAAACCGAACAGCCAUGAUUCUCCUUCCUUUUCAUAGACAACUUGAUGGGGUAUCAGGUGGUUUAGCAGAGACAACAAACGAAACAUACAGAAACAUAAAUCUCAAGGUUAUGCAGGAUGCCCCUUGUUCUGUGGCACUCCUUGUCGAUCGUGGUCUUGGAUUGGUGUCUAAAACCAACUUACACGUAGUGAUGCUCUUUGUUGGAGGACCUGAUGAUCGUGAAGCCUUGGCCGUUGCUUGGAGAAUGAUUGGGACUGCGAAUCCAGCGAUCACACUGUCCGUGGUGAGGAUUGUUCUGGCUGGUGAAGCUGCAGAGGCGGACAUAUCAACUAGUGAUGAUACUAAGCGGCCUUCAUCAACAAGAGUGGAUGAUGAUGAGAGGCAACAAGUUUUGGAUGAAGAGUAUAUAGAUUCAUUCAGAUUCAAGGCAAUUUAUAACAACGAUUCUAUAACAUACUCAGAGGAGGAAGUGCACAAUGGCGAGGAGUUAAUUGCACUGCUGCAAGAGCUGGACAAAGAUGGGGGUGAUCUUUACAUAGUUGGGCAAGGGAAUGGGAGGAACACAAUAGUAUCUUCGAGUUUCAUGGAAUGGUGUGACAACGUAGAACUUGGAGUUAUUGGGGACAUAAUUGCCUCUCUUGGUUCAAGUUCCUCAUUACUUGUUGUGAAGCAAUUCGGAUACGAAGAAAUGGAGUUGGGGAGGCAAAAUCAACAUCCCAGAUUGACCAGUGUGUCUGAGAUGGAUAUUUUAUAA
Molecule: messenger RNA, 2466 nt
Organism: Neltuma alba
Lineage: Eukaryota; Viridiplantae; Streptophyta; Magnoliopsida; Fabales; Fabaceae
Product: cation/H(+) antiporter 15-like
Exons: 3
Coding region: 1-2466 (821 amino acids)
Biological process (GO): proton transmembrane transport; regulation of pH
Cellular component (GO): membrane; endomembrane system
Molecular function (GO): antiporter activity
Source: RefSeq, a predicted model, not a curated record